Messenger RNA from Wallemia mellicola CBS 633.66, 1338 nucleotides. RefSeq lists its product as hypothetical. The coding region runs from base 25 to 1248 and encodes 407 amino acids. Lineage: Eukaryota; Fungi; Basidiomycota; Wallemiomycetes; Wallemiales; Wallemiaceae. The transcript has 3 exons. Gene Ontology annotation, cellular component: P-body. Gene Ontology annotation, biological process: P-body assembly; cytoplasmic stress granule assembly. Gene Ontology annotation, molecular function: mRNA binding. The record is from RefSeq and is a predicted model, not a curated record.
UUCGAUACCUACGUCCAACUAUAAAUGGCUAGCAACUUUAUAGGAUCGCGCAUUAGCUUGGUAUCUAAAUCUGAGAUACGCUAUAAGGGUACAUUAGUAGCUAUUGAUCAUGCAGCUGCUACUAUAUCCCUUCAGAAAGUACAAUCUAUGGGAACUGAAGGUAGACGCGGUGACAGCGACAUACCACCUUCUGAGACUAUUUACGAUUUCAUCGUCUUCAAAGCUGCAGAUGUCAAGAACCUUCAAGUUGAGCAACCACCAGCAGCCCCAACUUCAACAAUCCCAGAUGAUCCAGCGAUCGUAGGCACAGCUCGUCCUUCUCCAAAACCAACUCAAGAGCAACCGGCCCAAGUCCAACAACCAGCACAACAGCCUCAACAGCCUCAACAACCUCAGCCACAUCCUGGUACCCCACAACGUCCUUUCAUGGGAUUCCCUCCAGCGGGUGGUCCAUUCCCCGGCUAUUACCCUCCUCCACAUAUGUUCCCGCCUGGACAAGUCCCACACCCAGCUUAUAUGCCAUACGCCGGUGACCGUAUGAUGCAGCCACCAUCACAACAACCUCCACAAGCUGUUCCUCAACCAGCUCCUCAACAACCUCAACAGCAAUCUCAACAGCAACCUCAACAGCAACCUCAAACACAGCCUCAGCACGUUCAGCACAUUCCUCAAACUAUUGAUGAACCAGAAGCACCUAUCAAGGCUGAAAAAAUUGAGGACGCAAUGUCACGUAUAAAAAUCAAAGAUGAAACGCGUGUACAAGUUGAAGAAGUUUCACUGUCUAACAAAAUUGACAGACCUAGAAGGAGACGCGAACGUAAUGGUCACUUUGUUCCAAAAUCUGAUUUCGAUUUCGAAAGUUCUAACGCUGUUUUCCGUAAAAUACAAAAAACCCCAGCAGAAGAGGAAGGUGAACUUGAAAUUGACGCACAAGAUCUUCUUAACGGAGAAGAAGAAGAAGAUGCUCCUUAUGAGGAAGUUGCCAACGUUGAAGAAAGUAAACCUGCUUAUAACAAGUCAAAUUCUUUCUUUGAUUCACUUUCUUCCGUAAGUAACCAUCAAACUUCAAGAGAAAUAGCAAGAGCUGCAAGAGAGGAAGAAAGAAAUAGGAAUAUGUCUACUUUCGGUGAAGCUACUUCAGCUUCUUACCGUGGUAGAGGUAGAGGUAGAGGUGGAUACCGUGGUAACUACAGAGGUAGAGGUAAUUACAGAGGUGGAUACCGUGGUGGAUUUUAUGAUAAGCAGUAAAACUUCUUUUUCUUAGUCUAAAAUUUUUUAUGUGAUUUAUUAUGUAUCCCUUUCUUUAAAAAAUGUUAAAUACAUAUGAUUGAUUAAUUG